AUGCUGGUGGCGGUGCUGCGGCGGGGAUCGCGCGCCACCACCGCGCGUGAGUGUGCGCAUCUCACGGACUCGUGGAGUAAGGAUGUGCACAUCAACCCGUCAUCUACAUUCGCCGAACGCACGCUGUCGGGGGUCGACACCUCGUGCUCCCCCCUGCCACCAACCCGACGGUGCCGAUCGUCGAGCUCCUCAGCGGGCGACAAGUGGUCAGGAGCCCACGAGCGUAGUUGGGCGGCGUCGUCGAUCGGUGGAUCGCAUGGUGCUUCCCCAGAUCCGCGUCAGAUCACCGCGCAGCUGAAACACGCUCAAGGAGCUCGCGCGAUCCUCGCCAACGUCGGCAACCACCUCGAGAAACUCAAUCCAAUCCACGCGAGCUUCGCCCUGAACCUACUGGGCAAGGAUGCGUCCAGAAACCGCAAGGGCCAACUUCGUGAUCUGCUGCGCAACGAUGGAGCGUUCGCCGGCCUUCUGCAGCUCACGAAGCGGUUCGCGACUGAGUUUCCGGCGAGGGAAUUCUCCAACGCCCUGCACGGGAUUGCCAAGCUCUGCGCAAAUAAAGCACUAGAUGCGAGAGGGGCAACGACGGUGGAGGUCAUCGAAGCGCUCGAUGCAGCGCUUGUGAAGUGCGCCGGGGAUCUCGAACCGCAGGGUUCAUCGAUCGUGUGGUGGGCGUACGCGAUACUGGGCAGGCCGCCCAGUCAAGAAGCGGCGGCGGCGCUCGCAUCCGUCACUGUCAGGGGUGCUUGCCAGAUGGGGUCGCAACAUGUGGGCAAUACCUGGUGGGCUCUCGGAUCCCUGAUCGGUGGCGAGUCCCGGCCUUCGAGCAACAGGGAAGCGGCGAAAUACUUACACCAAAACGAUGAAAUGUGGCGGGGUCUGAUCGAAGCGGCCAAACGAGAGGCGGCGAAGGGUAUGCGGUCUCAGGAGCUGGCCAACGUGGCGUGGUCGCUCGCGACGACUCGGCGGGUCAUUGACGAGGAUCUGUGGGCUAUUGUACAGAAAGCAAUCGCGAAGGGGGCGGAUGAGAUGAAUGCUCACGCGGUGUCAACAAUCUGGUGGGCACACGCAACAUUGGGGAGGUUGCCGGACGGUCCCGCGUUGACGGCGCUUUGUGCCGCGACGGAGAGGAGCGCGAGAGAAGCGUUCAACGCCCAGGAUGUGGCCACGACGGUCUGGUCACUCGCUACUCUCUCGUCCUUGCGCGGGAUGCCCCUGCCGCGGUGCUAUGAUGACGCGUGGAAGAUUGCGAGAGAUAUGCAGCCGGGUCAGUUCCACAACACAGGUCUGUGCAAACUGUUCCACGCGUACCUCAUGCGCAAGCACGGUUUGUCCGUCGGUGACAAGGGCGAGUACCCGGUUUGGAUCAUCAACCAGGCCAAGGACGCAUGGAUCAUGCAGGUGCGGGACCUGCAUGAUCAGCAUGCCUCGCACACGUACCAAAGCGAGAUCGCGGGGGUUUUCAGGGAUCAAUUAAAGCUGAAUUGCGAGGUCGAGCGGGUGACGGACGGCGGAUAUUUCUCAGUCGACGUGUACCUGCCGGAUGGGGAGGUUGCCGUUGAAUAUGACGGUCCCCAACACUUCGUCGGGCCUGGACGAGAUCAGCUUCGAUCGUUCAGGAGCGGCGAGACAUGCACCAAGACGGCGGCGACGGAGCUCAGGGAUUUAUUCCUCGCCAAGACCUGUGCCGGAAGUUAG
This is a messenger RNA of Micromonas commoda, 1695 nucleotides long. RefSeq lists its product with no specific name. NCBI's taxonomy places the organism in Eukaryota, Viridiplantae, Chlorophyta, Mamiellophyceae, Mamiellales, Mamiellaceae. The transcript has 2 exons. Gene Ontology annotation, cellular component: ribonucleoprotein granule; mitochondrial matrix. Bases 1 to 1695 code for a protein of 564 amino acids. The record is from RefSeq and is a predicted model, not a curated record. Gene Ontology annotation, biological process: regulation of mitochondrial mRNA stability; chloroplast rRNA processing; mitochondrial RNA processing. Gene Ontology annotation, molecular function: RNA binding.